CUGUGCCGUUUUUCAUCUUCCACCUCGCACGCGUUUUAUUGCACGUUUCGUUUUGAUGAGCAGCUUCGGCCGGCCAGUUUUCGUAGGGUUUCGGCCACUUAAACCUGUACGGCCGCAGGCUGACGGUGCAAACUGACCAGGUUGUUUUUCUGUUAUUGUUGUGUUUUCUACCUCUUUUUAGCAGUAUUCGCGAUCGUCGCAUCGCAUCGUCCAUCGUCGGCGUCUUCGUCAUCGUCGUCGUCGUCGUCGUCGUGGUGGUGCAGAGCGAGCAUUGUAUUUGGAUGGCAAGUAAAGCUAUUUUAUUGGCGCAGCAGUUGCGAAGCGAUUUUUUCACUGGCUAGACGCGUGUUCGCAAAAGGGCGAAUGUACCGUAGGGAUUGCAAAUCGGGCGGGAGCGAGUAGGAAAAAAAGAAACAGAAGAAGAAGGCUCGGAUCAACUCGCGACGGCUUGUGUGCCAGUGCUACGUGCAGACACGGUGUGGCAGGGCGUGGGUGUGUGUUAAGAAAACAACAACAAAAACAUCCGCGGCUAUUGUUGCAAUGUGAUGCACUCUCCGACACGACGCCACGUUUGGUGUGAAGAAUUGUACCUCUAUAGUGAUUGCGGUGCGGGAACGUACGUAGGGUACAUAUAGGCUCGCGUGUGACUGUCAGCGUGACAAAUGAUUGUUUUUGAUUUUUAUGAAUCAAGUUUCUCGUACUUCCGAGAUUAGUGGCGUGUGCUCCCCGAUGAAUUACAAUUAUCAUAAUAAUAUGCGAAUGAUUGGGUGUGUACAAAUUGAUACUGUUGUUAAGUUUUAUUGGUGAUAUCAAUAACAACGGUGUGUGCGGUAGUGCGGAGGAUUGGCUCCAGGUUGGCAGUUUUGAAGAGGAUUAGCUAGUAGCGUUUCACGGUUGGGGGAAUCGGAAAAGAAAGGAUGACGGACAUGAUUGACCUGAGGAUGCAUCAGCAUAUAGCACACGAAAUCUACCGGCAGCAGAUGAUGCAGAGGAUUCCCGGUAUGUAUCCUUUUCCAUCGAUGCUACCGGUUCCGGUGCCGCAGAUGCAUUCCAUGGUGCUGCCGCCCCGGUAUUCCCUGCCCGGCGUGGAGAUGAAACUGCAGAAUAAGGACCUGUGGCGGGAUUUUCACAAGAUCGGCACCGAGAUGAUCAUCACCAAGUGCGGAAGACGUAUGUUUCCCUCGAUGCGCCUCACCGUGGACGGGUUGGACGCGGACACCAAUUACUGCGUGCUGCUGGAGAUGAUGCCCAUCAGCGACUGCCGGUUCAAGUUUAGCGGAUCCCAGUGGGUUCCGGCGGGUGGCGCCGAGCCGCAGAGUCCACAACGGUUUUGCCUCCAUCCGGACAGUCCCGCCCUCGGGACGCACUGGGCCUCCCAGCCGAUUGUGUUCAACAAGGUGAAGCUCACCAAUAAUACACUGGACAACAAUGGACACGUUGUGCUGACCAGCAUGCAUAAGUACCAGCCGCGGAUACACAUCAUCCGGACGGCGGAUCCAUCGCAGAUUCCGUGGGCUGCCCAACAGGCGUUCGUGUUCCCUGAGACGGAGUUUGUUGCUGUUACUGCCUAUCAGAACGAUCGAAUAACCAAACUGAAGAUCGAUAACAACCCGUUCGCCAAAGGAUUCCGCGAGACGGGCCAGUCCCGCUGCAAGAGGAAGCUGGGCAGCAGUAGUGGCAGCAGCAAUACAUCAACGUCAUCUUCCUCGUCGUCGUUGUCGUCCUCGGGAACAUGUGGCCAAAUGACAGAUGACGAGGAUCGCAACGAUCUGCAACAGCUCCACGAGGCAAAGCGGGCCAGAUCAAACGAGUUGUCCGAUCCGAUGGACCCCGGGCGGCUGCUGAUGGGAGGAGGAGAAGGAGGAGGGUUGGACGAUGGCAUGGGGUCCGACGUGCUGCGGUUGCACAUGCAACGAAGGUUCCCACCCGGGUCCUCAGCGGCAGCUGCCGCCGCCAACGAACUACUGAUGCGUCAGUACAAUCAAAUGUUUAAUCCCAGCUGGAUGGAUCUGAUGAUACCGUACUUCGCUCGAAAUCCUUACCAUCAACCGAUGGGACCGCAACAUGCUCCUCCUUCGCAAAUGGGACAUCCCUUCCUACCGAUGGUGAAUCAUCAUCCGCAAGCGACGCUACUUCCUGCCCCGGUGGCGCCGCAAAUAUCACCCACGGAGUCCAUUCCCGAGUCAGACCGAUCAUCGGCCUUCAGCGUGACGCAACCGUUGAGUUCGGAAGAUCUGCCGCCAGUUCGAUCAUCACCUGCCCCUCGGUUGGCAUCACCGGUGGAGUUGCAUUCUGCCAGCAACGGUGGCAAUGCUCCUCCCAGUGAUCAACGGGAUGGCAAUAACGAUGAUAGUAAGAAGGUGAACUUCAGUAUUGCUUCCAUUUUGCUCUUAUAGGACUGCUAGUGUGAGUGUUUGUGAUUUAGAUUUUGCGGUUUCUGUAUAAUACUCCUGUGUGUUUAUAUUUAUAACUCCUUCGGACACCUCAUUGUCAAGUGCCUUUGCAUUUUUACGAGAAAGUAUUGAGAUUGUGAAUAGAAUCUAUUGCUUUGAAUAAAUGA
Ochlerotatus camptorhynchus is the source of this 2560-nucleotide messenger RNA. RefSeq names its product T-box transcription factor TBX6-like. The transcript has 5 exons. The coding region runs from base 918 to 2396 and encodes 492 amino acids. Gene Ontology annotation, molecular function: RNA polymerase II cis-regulatory region sequence-specific DNA binding; DNA-binding transcription factor activity, RNA polymerase II-specific. Gene Ontology annotation, cellular component: nucleus. Lineage: Eukaryota; Metazoa; Arthropoda; Insecta; Diptera; Culicidae. Gene Ontology annotation, biological process: regulation of transcription by RNA polymerase II; heart development; positive regulation of DNA-templated transcription. The record is from RefSeq and is a predicted model, not a curated record.